This is a messenger RNA of Heteronotia binoei (common prickly gecko), 3131 nucleotides long. Its product is annotated as transmembrane anterior posterior transformation protein 1. Gene Ontology annotation, biological process: positive regulation of cilium assembly; maintenance of protein localization in endoplasmic reticulum. Lineage: Eukaryota; Metazoa; Chordata; Lepidosauria; Squamata; Gekkonidae. Gene Ontology annotation, cellular component: ciliary basal body; endoplasmic reticulum membrane. The coding region runs from base 165 to 1454 and encodes 429 amino acids. The transcript has 14 exons. The record is from RefSeq and is a predicted model, not a curated record.
UUGAUGAUUUUUGGGAUCUUCCUGUGCCUGGAUGCUUUUCUUUAUGUGUUCACGCUCCUUCCAUUACGAGUUUUUUUGGCAGUGUUCAGAUUCAUCACAUUGCCUUGCUAUGGCUUACGACUGAAGGGAAGAGCACUUUCAGUUCCUUUAUAGGAUGGAAUGUGAUGUCACAUGGGACUUCUCCAUGCUUUCAGCAAGGCCUAAGAAUGAGCGACCGGCGAUUGCUGCAGCCUGCUCAGGUGUGUGACAUUUUUAAAGGCGUCAUUUUGGUGAUCUGCUAUUUUAUGAUGCAUUACGUUGACUAUUCCAUGAUGUACCACCUGAUACGGGGACAGUCUGUCAUCAAACUCUACAUCAUUUAUAAUAUGCUUGAGGUAGCUGAUCGUCUUUUUUCCUCUUUUGGGCAAGACAUCUUGGAUGCUCUUUAUUGGACAGCUACAGAACCGAAGGAGAGGAAACGAGCACACAUAGGCGUGAUCCCCCACUUCUUCAUGGCUGUGCUGUAUGUCUUCUUGCAUGCUAUUCUUAUAAUGGUCCAAGCAACUACGCUCAAUGUAGCUUUUAACUCCCACAAUAAGUCACUUCUGACUAUCAUGAUGUCUAACAAUUUUGUCGAAAUAAAAGGAAGUGUUUUCAAGAAGUUUGAAAAGAACAAUCUGUUUCAGAUGUCAAACAGUGAUAUCAAGGAGCGAUUCACCAACUAUGUGCUGUUGCUGAUAGUUUGUCUAAGAAACAUGGAGCAGUUUUCGUGGAAUCCAGACCAUCUUUGGGUAUUGUUUCCAGAUGUUUGUAUGGUGAUUGCUUCGGAAAUUGCAGUGGAUAUUGUGAAACAUGCCUUUAUAACAAAAUUCAAUGACAUUACAGCUGAUGUCUACAGCGAAUACAGAGCCAGCCUUGCGUUUGAUCUCGUUAGCAGUCGGCAAAAAAAUGCAUACACAGAUUACAGUGAUUCUGUUUCCAGGAGAAUGGGCUUUAUUCCUCUCCCACUGGCUGUUUUACUCAUCCGGGUGGUUACCAGUUCAGUAAAAGUGCAAGGUGUCUUGGCUUGUGCUUGUGUGGUCCUCUUCUAUUGUGGGUUAAUCUCGCUCAAAGUCCUUAACAGCAUUGUGUUGUUGGGAAAGUCAUGCCAAUACGUCAAAGAAGCAAACAUGGAGGAGAAGCUGUUCAACCCCCCUCCGGCCAGCACCCCUGGCAAACCUCUUGGUAAACAGCACAGCAAACACAAGACCCCUCAAGAUGAAAACUUGUCUGCGUCAGUGAGCAGCCAGCCAGUGCACCAGAAGGAGAACACAGCACCACUGCUUGUGACGAGCAACUCUGAUCAAUUCCUGACGACUCCUGACGGGGAUGAAAAAGAUAUUACCCUGGACAAUUCAGAGCUAAAACACAGAUCUGCAAAGAAAGAUUUGCUGGAGAUAGACAGGUUCACAAUUUGCGGAAACAGAAUUGACUGAACUUUUGUAAAUAGACGUGCUGAGGAUACUGAGCUGUUGGCACAGCAAAUGCUUGCGGGACGGAGGGACGCUUGCCAAACAGGCACUUAAAAUAUUUAUUUUAAAAUUAAAUUAUUAACGACAACCCUAUUAUGAUGAACAACUUGGCUUGAGGACUGGUCAGGUUUCAGCUCUUGGAGUGUUUGGGAAAUGCGAUGAGUUUGGAGAGGUCUUCAGCUUGGCAGAGCUACAACCUUGCUUCCUUGGAAAUAACGUGAAGAGAAAAAAUUAAAUUCAUUUAUGCUCUCUGGACUGUACUCCAGAAUGUAUCACUUUUUUGCCAAGAUCCCUUCACCGGAAGGUUAACUUUGGACAUCUGUUUGCUUCUUCAAUUAGGAGCAUCUCUUUCUACUGGCUUUCAUAACCAGCUUCAAAUUCUUCACCUGCCAUAAGCCUUUUUUUUAGACCUUCAUUAGAAGAACCGAUCAAGAUAUUGCCACCAGAAGAUCUCAAUGUAUUUCAGAUAAUCCAAAUAAAUUAUCCUCAAAUGAAAGAUUUAAUGCAUAAUAUUUUUGUCUAAAUAUUAAGCCAGCUACUGGAAAAAAAAUCAGAAAAAUGGAGUUGUAGAUAUGCCCAUUAAUUAGGCAAGUAGAGCUUUUUUUUCCUUCAAUUUGCACUGUUAUUUUAAAAGCAAGAAACUAAAUGACUUUAUGAAAUGUGAACAUAUCUACGCUUGAGGGUGGGAGGGGGGCACAAUGAAGAUGCAGGAUUCCAGUUGGCACAUAAACGUUUUAUUUGCAGCUGUGAGCCCUUGUGUUGAAGAAGAAACCAUGUCUGUGUUUUGUGUAUCAAGAUCAGCUUAAAACGAGUGUUUCUUUCUCUUGGCUUGGGCAACUGCACAUGACUGAAAACGGGAAACCUGAAAUGGAGGGGGGAUAGGGGUGGGUUUUUAAAGUAGAAUGAAUGUAGCUUUAUUAUGAAGUGUUUGGGCUUUGAAGUAUACGGCAGUUUUUACUUUGGGGUAUCAGAAUCACUGGAGGAAUGGCAAAGAGGUGCUCUAGAAGAGCGGAAAAGGAAUAUUUGGUAUUUUAGCUGGGUGUGAGACAGGGUGCUAUAUUCUUGGGCACUUUGACAUAUGUGUAACCAUGACAUUUUAAAUGCUGAAUGAUUUGCAGAUCUUUGUCAGUUGAGUAGCAAUCACAGAGUGGCCAAGUAAAAAAGGAAAAAUAUUGAAGUUUUAAAAUUCCAGAUUCGUGUUUAUUCCUCAAAAGUCACCGAUUACUGUUACCAAGAUGAACGUACAGAAAUAACGUCCUGAUGGAGCGGUCUUUGAAAAUAAAAGUUAGGCUGUUGCUCUCUGAUCUGAGAGGUGUGUGUUUUCCCCCUUGUUACCUGCAUCUUUCUCCCUUCCGUUGGAGAAGUGGCCAAAGUCGGAAAUACUAGGGGCGUGAGAGCUUCAAAUAUAGGCAGGGAAACCUUUAUUUUGGAUGUAUUUUAUUUUGAUAAAUUUGACUCAUUAAAAUUUAAUUCAAAGUAUUUGUGAAUAUGAUGUAGUUUAAUUUUUGUUUAACUAUUGCUCAAAGACAACUUGGAAUGAUUUUUUCCCCCUGUUAAAUGAUAUUCUGUACCAAUUUUAUAAGUGCAUCUUGUGUGACACAAUAAAAAUUCGAUUUUGUAACCUUUGUUUAAAAAGCAGAA